GGUUGAAAAAGCGCCAGAUUUCAACCUAACAGUUCGCCGGGAGGAAUAAAAGACUUUGGAAAAAAAUGUCUUCGAAACGGAACCUUUCUGCGCGGUGAUGGUCUCAGCUUGGGUCGCACACCUCUACUCAUGCCGGCCGUCGACCGGUGGGCUCAGAAUGUGGGGCGGCACCAACUCCAGCUCCGAGGAGUUUCGCACCAAUACCUCGGUCGGAGCUGCGCAAUGUUUUUCGGUGUCUGUGGCCUUCCCGGUCACCAUGAUGAUCGCUGGCAUUGUGGGCAACAUGCUGGCUUUGCUCCUAGCCUACAGGUCAUAUCGUAAGGAGAACAGCAAGAAGAAGUCCUUCCUGCUGAUUAUUGGAGCCCUGGCCCUGACCGACCUGACCGGCAAACUUCUCAUAUCGCCGGUUGUCAUUUCAGUCUACCUAAGCAACCGCCAGUGGAGCAGAGUAGACUCCUCCGGCAACUUGUGCGCUUUCUUCGGGGUCUGCAUGACCACCUUUGGACUCUGCCCCUUGUUUUUAGCCAAUGCUAUGGCAAUUGAGAGAACGUUGGCCAUCUAUGCCCCCCAUUACUAUUCUAACCUUGUGACAAUCAGGCUCACCAAACUAGUGGUGCUAUCCAUUUGGGUCACCGUGGUGAUCUUUGCCUUGCUACCGGUAGUUGGGGUUGGGAAGUACACUCUACAAUGGCCAGGCACUUGGUGCUUCAUCAAUACCGGAAAGAAUAUCUUGGGCAACACAAUUUUUGCCUACACUUUCACCGUGUUGGGUAUCGUUUCUUUGUUGGUCACUUUUACCUGCAACGUCGCCACAAUCCGAGCUCUGGUAAUUCGCUGCAAGAAACAGGUGCCGUCCUCCAACAAGCAGUGGGAAAGGAUCACGGUGGACACAUUGAUGCAGCUCAUGGGGAUCAUGUGUGUGCUCUGUGUUUGCUGGUCCCCUCUCCUGGUAAUGAUGCUGAAAAUGAUCUACACUGAAAGUUCAUCUGAUCACUGCUACAACACACCUUCAGCCAUGUCAUCAAUAUCCAACAAUGAGCUGCAAAGCGAUUGCAGUUUUUUCCUCACGGCCAUUAGACUGGCAUCUUUAAAUCAGAUCCUUGACCCCUGGGUUUAUUUGCUACUCCGCGCAAUCCUGUUAAAGAAGGCACGUCAGGUCGCCAGUGCUGUCACUAAUUGCUCUGUGGAGGGGUUAAAAGAGAUACCUGUAACAGCAGAAGUAAAGGCCCCCCUGAAAGAACAAACAUGAAUCAAUAACUUACAAUCUGAUCAAUUGCAUGAUGUGGAAAAUGUUAACUCUUUGAUGCCUGUAAGCCGUAGAAUAUGCAUGUGAUGCAAUUCUUAUAAAUACUGAAAAAAAAAUCAUGUAUUUUAUCUGAGCUACUCAAUUAAUGAAUCUAAAUGUUUGUAAACAUUCCUUAGCAAUUGUAUAUUUCACACCAAUUUUAAUGGCUGGCACGGUAGAGAUGCAAUUGCAUAAAAUGGGAAUGAGGGGGAUUUGGAUCUCUUUGAACUUCAAGAGCGGCUUUGUAGGAGAAUGGUAGUGCAAACAACAUCUUCGCUCAACAUAGUAGGAAAGCACAUCGUACACCUGGGAAUUCAUUUGAAAGGAGAUGACACAUUUGAGGAAAGCCAUUAAUCAUUUUCAUCACAGACAUUGUGGUCUGAAGGGCCUGUUCCUCUGCUGUACUUUUCUAUGUUUUUUAUUCCAUGCACCUCAUCAACAUCUUGUACAACUAUAACAUUACAUCCCAAUUUGUAUACUCGCUUCCCUGACUGAUGACAGUGGGAAAAGCCUUCUUCAAAAUCCUAUCUGCCUGUGAUGCCACUUUCAAGGAAUUAUGUACUUGUGCCCCAAGAUCCCCCUGCUCUAUAACAUUCCCCAGGGCCAUGUUGUUCACUAUGAAAAUCAUGCCCUGGUUUAAAUACCCAAAGUACAAAACCUCACAUUUUUAAAUAAACCUAAAUUAAACUCAAUUUGCCUCUCUUUGGCCCACACCCAUCUAAUGAAGAUCUCACUGUUAUUUUGUGGUAACUAUCUUCACUGCCAACAACACUACCUAUUUUUGUGCCAUCUGCAAGCUUAUUGGGGAGCAUCAGUCUGGAGCUCUGGUCCUGAUUUAACUCGUGUUGAUAUUUCUCCUUUUCCAAUUUCUGUGCUAUUCAAUUGUCUUGCGGAGUUUAAUCACUUGCUGGACGGCUGAAUAACCAGUGGACACCCAGGGAAGAUACAGAGAGAGCAACUCUUAUGCACCAUUGCUAAUGUGAAAUAGCAAUUUUGUAUUAGGAAAGAAGACAGUGGUAUCAACAUAAAUUUUUUUUUAAGUAUUUCAAGAACAUCUCAGGGGAUCCUUCUUCACUGUGGCUAUCAAACUUUACAACUCCUCCCCCCUUCUGUCGUGGAGUAGAA
Amblyraja radiata (thorny skate) is the source of this 2410-nucleotide messenger RNA. RefSeq names its product prostaglandin E receptor 3 (subtype EP3) (gene ptger3). The transcript is spliced from 2 exons. Bases 98 to 1249 code for a protein of 383 amino acids. Gene Ontology annotation, biological process: negative regulation of gastric acid secretion; inflammatory response; intestine smooth muscle contraction. Gene Ontology annotation, molecular function: prostaglandin E receptor activity. The record is from RefSeq and is a predicted model, not a curated record. Lineage: Eukaryota; Metazoa; Chordata; Chondrichthyes; Rajiformes; Rajidae. Gene Ontology annotation, cellular component: plasma membrane.